AUGAAAAAUUUGAGACAGCAACAUCGUAACAGAAACCAUUCUCAAAGACCACUUAGCAGUGCUCAUUUAUCAAGACCAGGUUCUGUUCUUAGCCAAAAUAACAUUGCUGAGAGUACAAUAGCAAAUCUCAAACAUAAUGCUUAUUAAUCAAACUUUGAACCUAAGAAACUGACUUUGAUUUAGAGAUCGUUUGGAACUUAUAAGCCUUCUCAUGUCACAAAUUUCCCUGUAAGGAUUCUACCGUAUCGUGAAGCUGGGACUGGCUAGGAUGUGAGAGAUGUCUAUAUCAACUUCAUUAAGAAAGACCCAAUUAGGAAUAUUGAUAUGUACAGAGAUAACGAGUAAAGAAGAACUGAAAGAUGCACAAAAAAGAGGAAUACUCUCAGUUCAAAUCAAUCAUAAAUAAAUGUCACCUAAUAAGAGGCUCCUACUCCAAAAGAAAUUACUAUGCCAAAACUAAGGAGGCCUGCAUCAUAAUAACACUCAAGGACUAAACUUGGAACAGACAUAAUUGGGCACUACCCGCCAGAGCCACAAGCUGUUGAAAUAGUUAUUGAUAAAGACUAAUUGAAAACUGGCUAAAUUGAUGAGUAAUUCAGAGGGAGUUUUUUAAAUAAAACAUCCUAUAACUUCUUUUCUUAAUCAGACAAAGGUUGGACUGAGAUUCUUUACAAUGAUGAGAACAAUAAAAGUGUAAUUAAUCGAAGCAGUGUAACUCACAACUUAAUUAACCAUUAAGACAAUAUUCAUAGUGGCAAAUUGCCUAAUAACAGUCGACUAGUUACCAAACUUCUGAAUAAAAGAAAGAGCAUUUGUAAUUUUUCUAAUGAAUUACAGCUCUACGCUAUGCACUCUAACAAAGAAUAUCUAUCUGCAUACUAAAAUGAUCCUGAGCUAUUCAAAAAAUUUAAUGGACAUUGCGCACAGACCUAUGAUUCAGCGCACAGAAUUGGUGUUAGAUAACCUUUCAUAGUAUGA
Messenger RNA from Stylonychia lemnae, 978 nucleotides. Lineage: Eukaryota; Ciliophora; Spirotrichea; Sporadotrichida; Oxytrichidae. The record is from the annotation of a GenBank genome assembly.